ACUCACCCAAGACCCACUGGAAGGACUGGACGGGCAGGUCCCGCGCAGGCGGGCAAAGAGGGAGGCUCACUUCUCCCCUUUCCUGUCCAUCUGCCUUCAUUUCUUUUCGGGAACCUAGUUUUGUAUCUUUUCAGCGCUCAUCGUGUGUACGGCCCAGUGCACGGCAGUGGGGACGGGGUGAACCGGGCAAGGCUGGGCCCAGCAGGGGAAACAAGGAUGGAGGCAGACCGAUGCUGAGACAGGGUCGUGGGUUCCGGUCGCCAUGGGAACACAGGGCAGGGUGUAACCCCGGCUUCUGGGAGGCAGUGAAUGAAGCCAGGCUCUGCUGGAGGAGUGGGCAUGAACCAGGUGAGGGGGGAGAAGAGGAGGCGGCUGCUCCAACAGGUGGCUCAGACAAGUGCAGUUUGAGCAGAGGCCUUGGCAGGGUCCCUGGAGGCAGAGGAUGCAGUGUGGGCCCACCCUGGUUCCGGGUGGAGGACUCAGCGCAGAACAGAUCCUGGAAAGGCUGCGAUGUCCGUGCUUUUACUUCCCCCCUUUCUAAUAUCUGUCUAGCCACUCACUGCAACUAUUUUCAUAUACUCCACCCUGUUCCCUCUACACAAGAUCUUGGACUAAGGCAUCAGUCUCUUACACAAAUGAGUGGUGUUUUUCCAGCUGCAGUCUGAACAUCCCUGUGCCCUCAGGCUGGUCUAGAAAAGUACGAUUCUUUAAUCGAACCUUGAUGUCAGCCCUUGCUUGGUGUCCUCUGCCUGGUUGCUGGUCAUGUCCUCGUUGGCAGAAGCGUCCCUAGUGCCACACAGCUCACCCCCACCCCCUCUCGCUGAGUCUCAGUUUCCUUUUCUGCAAAAAGGGCGUUUGAGGUUGGCAGGUGUGAGCAGACCAAUGAGGGUGUGACUUUGGCGCUGGGAGCUGGGGUAGCAGGUGGAUGGCUUCCCUCACUGCCCCGCCUGCACGGGGCUUCUUCACAGAUGCUGGGGCUGGUGGUGAAGGCCAGGCGAGUUCAGAAUGUCCACACAGGCCUGGACCUGACGGUGCCGCAGCACCAGGAGGUGCGGGGCAGGAUGAUGUCCGGGCACGUGGAGUACCAGAUCCUGGCGGUCACCCGGCUGGCUGCAUUCAAGUCGGCCAAGCACAGGCCCGAGGAUGUCGUCCAGUUCUUGGUCUCCAAAAAGUACAGCGAGAUUGAGGAGUUUUACCAGAAACUCAGCAGCCGUUAUCCAGCCGCCAGCCUCCCCCCGCUCCCCAGGAAGGUCUUGUUUGUUGGCGAGUCUGACAUCCGGGAGAGGAGAGCCGUGUUCGACGAAAUUCUGCGCUGUAUCUCGAAGGAUGCCGAGCUGGCAGGCAGCCCAGAGCUGCUCGAAUUCUUAGGCACCAGAUCGCCCGGUGCCGCGGAUUUCAGCAGCAGAGACUGCUCUGUCCUGGACACAGACAGCCAAGCAGGGGACGACGGGGAUGCUUUUGACUUCUUCCAGCAGCAGGACCAGGUGGAGAGUGAAGGCCUGCCCGCCCUGGGCCAGAAGGGCAAGGAUGCAGGGAAGUCCUCGGGAGAGGAGGAGGAGGAGGAGGAGGCCCUGGACCCUCUGGGCAUCAUGCGCUCCAAGAAGCCCAGGAAACACCCUGAGGUGGCCGUGAAGCCCAGACCCUCGCCCCGGCUCACCAUCUUUGAUGAGGAGGUAGACCCCGACGAGGGGCUCUUUGGCCCCGGCCGGAAGCCUCGCCCCGAGGGCCCCACGGAGGGCGGACCCUCCAGGGACCCCCUGAAGCUGUUUGACGACCCUGACCUUGGCGGAGCUGUUGCCCUGGGUGACCCCUUGCUGCUGCCUGCUGCCCAUGAGAGUGGAGGACCCCCGUCCCGCCUGGGCCCCAGGGAGACCUCAGAGGAUCUAUUCAGAGUCGAAGAGGAUUUGGAUCAGAUUCUGAACCUGGGAGUUGAGCCCAAACCUCACCCCCAGCCCAAGCCCCAGCUUAAGCCCAAACCGCCAGUAGCAGCUAAGCCAGCGCUACCCAGAAAGCCAGCUGCUCCCCCCAGAGCGAGUCCAUCGGAGGCUGUGGCGGGGCAGCAGAGGCAGCAGCAGCAAAUCCAAGCCAUGGACGAGAUGGACAUCUUACAGUACAUCCGGGACCACGACGCGCCUGGCCAGGCUGCUCCCAGCCUCUUCUGACCGCCUCCCCAGCCCCGUGCUGUUCCUGAGCCCGUAGACCCUCUCCGGUGCAGGGGUGUGUGGGGAGGUGCAGACGUGCCUGUAGGGCCAGGACCUCUGUUCCAAGGGAGAGAGGGUGCAAGCCCAGGGCAUAGGACCCCUGUACUGCCUUUUCCCUUUUCCUCAGGCCCAUGGGGUCAUGGAACCCUGCAAGAUGCAGAGAGCAAGGUCACUCUAGGAAUUGGAACUUCAAUUGUCCCACGUGGAUGUUGACGGGAGAGCAUGUGGGGUUGCCUUGCCAACCAGGAGCCCAGCCCCCAGGGUGUUGUGAGACAGGUGGGGCCUAUUGAGGCGCCACUUGGGCCCACUGGCUCUGCCAGCCCCACACAGGAGGGAGGGCCUGGCCAACUUAGGGUCAGGCCGGGGUCUCCAGGCCAAGCCCCUCUGGAGUCUCUGGUCAGCAGAGACUCCUGGGGGCCUGCAGGCCAUGGGAGGGUCUCUAGGAGAGGGCUGUUGAGUGGGUGCCUAGGAGAGCCUGGCUGGGUAGGGCAGCCCUGAACCACCUCAGGGUGGUUAAGCAGGGUGUCUCCCCUGUGGCAAAGCUCAAGAGAAACGUCAGGCCCAGGCUGGCUCUGGGGCGUGGAUGGCCUGACAGGCCCCAGGUCUCCCCUUCUUCCUUUCCUAGGAAGGCCUGGCCAGACCGCGGCCUCCCUGGGCCUCUGGCCGUGUGCUCAAUGUCCAGCACAGCAUCUCUGAGCAGAGUGGUCCCCCCAGCCUCCAAGGACCCCUGCAGCUGGACUGGGCUGGGCCGGACGCUCUCGGGCUGCUGCUUCAAGGGCCCCAUCUGUCUAGUGGAGGAUGCUGCCGGGCCCUCCCUGCCCUCGGGGUCUGGGCUUGUCCCCAACCUACCCAGCAAGAAGGAGCCCUGUGCUGGGCAGGGCCCAUGCCUUAGACUUCUCUGCACCCCUGCGCCUUGGCACACGGGUCUGGGCAUGGCACAGAGCUCAGGAAAUUCUCAAUGAAUGUAUGAUGUUUAAUGGAGCAAAGGAUGCCUUUUUUUUUUUUUCAUAUAUUCUUCAUGUUCAGAGCUAGUUUUUAAUGAAACAGAUUUGUUUUUAAGGAAAUGCAACCACUGCCGUCCCUUGGGUUGUGCUGUUGGACCGGGGAUUGGAAGGGGGGUUUGAGACAAGGACCCCGGCCCUUCCUCAUCAGGGCCAGCAGCCAACCCUAAGGGCUUCCCUGGGCCGGGGCCAGUGGUUGCUGCAUCAGAGUCUCUAGCACCCACUGCCUUGUGCCGGGACCUGCAGGGCAGGUGGGAGCACGCGGAUCUGCCCUGGGUGUCAUGCCCCUCCAUCGGCUGUCCAGUCCCGAAAAGCCUGCCCCCCAAUGUGUGCCAGCAACAGAGGAGACAGGUGGCUCUGGGGGCCGAGAGCCUGAUUCCUCCGCCUCCUCUGCCUUAGCUGGGCUCCCAGGGACCCCCUCCCCAGGCCCUGAGCUGGCUCUGGGACAGCCUCGGCGCCCCCACGAGCUGCCCCCCUUUCUCUCAUUGCCAGGCCUUCACACCCCCCACCCCUCAAGCACAGGUAGGCUCCGCACCGGCCCCCGGGUGACUGCGGAGGCCUCCCAGGGAAGGAGGAAGUGGGGAGGGCUGGUCCCCUUCCCUUCCCCGUUGUCUCCUCCGGGCCCCUCCCUCCCUGCACCCCUCCCCCCACCUCCCCCAACAUGUGACAUAGGAGCAGAGGGUGCAGCCGCCAGGUGCCUCUGGGGGUGGCUGGGAGGAGGCCCGUCAUAGGCAGAACCUGCCUCCUCCCUGUCGGCCUGGACCCCGGACCCUCAGCAAAGAGGUGCGCUUCUCCAGAUGCGGAGGCUCCGUGGCUCGUCUUCUCACCCGAGUCUGUGACCUGCUGGCCAAUCCAUGACACCCCGUCGUCCAAUAAAGUCCAUGUCGGUGGCUCAUUCCA
Sus scrofa (pig) is the source of this 4102-nucleotide messenger RNA. It is a transcript of the gene HS1BP3, whose product is annotated as HCLS1 binding protein 3. Gene Ontology annotation, molecular function: phosphatidylinositol binding. The record is from RefSeq and is a predicted model, not a curated record. Lineage: Eukaryota; Metazoa; Chordata; Mammalia; Artiodactyla; Suidae.